Dermacentor albipictus is the source of this 2420-nucleotide messenger RNA. RefSeq names its product beta-glucuronidase-like. Gene Ontology annotation, biological process: carbohydrate metabolic process; glucuronoside catabolic process. Gene Ontology annotation, molecular function: carbohydrate binding; beta-glucuronidase activity. Lineage: Eukaryota; Metazoa; Arthropoda; Arachnida; Ixodida; Ixodidae. The record is from RefSeq and is a predicted model, not a curated record.
AUGUAUAAGCAAAGGAGGAAGGAAGCCGACGCCGGCAAUCUUCCAAUGGGCCUUCCCGAAGCGGGGUAUCCUAACAUCUGGAACGAAAGAUAGGAAAGAGAGAGAGAGAGACAGCGUUGACGAUAAGCUAGGGCUCCCGAGACUGGAUGCGAGCUCUCGAGUUUCAGCUGCUGGUUCGCUUGCUCGCAGAGACUCUAGUCGGCUGCGCUGUCGCUGGAUGAGAGGACAACGAUGCGCCUGGACGCCAUUCGACGUGCGCUGGCGUUGGUCGCGACGCUAGCCGCAAGCAGCGCUGCUUCGGCGCUGUACCCGCGCGAGUCGGAGACACGGGAGGUGAAGCUCCUCGACGGGGUGUGGAACUUCCGCGCUUCCAGCGGUUCUGAUCCCGAGGAGGGCUUCGUGAAGAAAUGGUUCCAACAACCACUCUCAUCGUCGGGGCCCGUGAUACCGAUGCCCGUCCCGUCCAGCUUCAACGACGUGACGCAGAGCAAGGCGCUGCGCGACUUCGUCGGCUGGGUGUGGUACGACGUGGAGUUCUUCGCUCCCGCUCGCUGGGAGCCGUGGCGGGGUCCCGGAGGACCUCGCGUGUUUCUGCGCUUCGGCAGCGUCCACUACGAGGCCCGAGUCUACCUGAACGGGGCGCCUGUGGUGACGCACGUGGGCGGUCACCUGCCCUUCUCAGCAGAGGUGACGGGAGUCCUCCACUAUGGACGCAAAAACGUGCUGACCGUGGCGGUAAACAACACGCUCACCGCGGCAACCAUUCCCCCGGGUACACUGUUUCGACCGAAUAACACCGACAGAUAUCCCAAAGGCUACUAUCGCUUGGAUGUACCUUUCGACUUCUUCAACUACGCGGGCAUCCACAGGAGCGUCGCUUUGUACACCACUCCGAGUAACUUCAUAGAUGACGUCCUCUUCGUGACCAAGAAGGCCACGAAUGAACUCGCUGUGGUGGAUUUCAGCGUUGACGUGAAGACCGAGAACGGAACGUCCACCUGCCGCGUGGCCCUGCUGGACGAUCGGGGCGAUGUGGCCGCUUCGUCCGCAGGCUGCGCAGGUCAGCUGUCCCUGAGCGACGCCAAGCUGUGGUGGCCCGUGGGCAUGCACAGUGAGCCGGGAUUCCUCUACACGGCCAGGGUGGAAGCCACGGUGGGCGACGCGACCGACGUCUACUACCAGAAAGUGGGCAUCCGCACCGUGCGGGUCACUAAUGAAAGCUUGCUCAUCAACGAGCGGCCCUUCUACCUGAUGGGUUUCGGCAAGCACGAGGACUCGAACAUCCGUGGCAAGGGUCUCGACAUGGCGCUGGUGGUGAAAGACUUCAACUUGAUCCACUGGCUGGGCGCCAACUCGUUCCGCACGUCUCACUACCCGUACGCCGAGGAGAUUAUGGACCAGGCGGACGCCCAGGGCAUCGCCGUCAUCGACGAGGCGCCUGCUGUGGACCUUUCCUCGUUCGAUGACGCCAUGCUGGAGCAGCACAAAGAGCGCAUGAGGGAGCUGGUGCAGCGCGACAAGAACCGACCUUCGGUCAUCCUCUGGUCGGUGGCCAACGAGCCGCGCUCCAACGCGCAUCCGGCAGGUGGCUACUUCGCCCGCCUCACAGACUACGUCCGCAAGCUGGAUGCCACGCGACCCAUUACUGCGGCCCUCAGCAAGAACUACGACGAGGACCUAGCGGGCGACCACAUGGACGUCAUCAUGCACAACAAUUACCCGGCCUGGUACAGUGACACCGGCUCGACCGAGGUCAUCGUGCCGCAGAUCUUGGACGAGUACAGACACAUGUGGGAGCGAUACCGCAAGCCCAUCAUGAUAAGCGAGUACGGAGCAGGCUCUGUCGUCGGCCUCCACUCCGACCCGUCGUUCGUCUUCACCGAGGACUUCCAGACGGAGGCCCUGGGCUGCUUCCACCGGGCAUUCGACCAGCUGCGCGAGAGCGGCUUCUUUUUCGGCGAGCACGUGUGGAAUUUUGCCGACUUCAUGACCACGCAGAAGGGCAACCGAGUUUACGGGAACCGCAAGGGCAUCUUGACGAGGGAACGCCAGCCUAAAGCUGCGGCAAAAGUGAUCCGCUGCCGCUAUUACAAGCUGGCCAAGAGGGCGCUACCAGAUUCGGAUGCCUACUGUAUUCCGGACGGACGACCGUAGAUUAGGUAGAUGUGUUUAUGUGGGAGCGACCAAUGCGCGGGCAUAGGUUGUUUGUAAGUGUAAACUCUUGAGGCUGUACAAACGCCAAGGGAAGGGAAGCGCAAUCGAGGAGGGGAGCAGAUUAGGUGGGGUGAUGAAAUUAGAAAAUUUCCAGGCGCAAGUUGGAAUCAGCAAGCGCAAGGUAGGGAUAAUUGGAGAUCGCUGGGAGACACCUUCGUCCUGUAGUGGACAUAAAAAAAAUAUAACGAUGACGAUGGUGAUCGACA